CUUUAUUAUACUAUUUUGCCAUCUUAUCACCAUGUGGUUGCACGACUUUUUGGCAAUAACGCACAAUGAUAAAGAGCUUAUCGACUUUUUAAUUGUACAUAAUUUAAUAAAUAGUGAUAUAACGUGUCCACGGUGCAAUAAUACAGUGACAAUUAAUAGAGAAAAGCUCUUAUUUCAUUGCCAUAAAGUGUAUUAUGAGAAAAAUAAACAUAAAAAAAAAGUAAAAAAACAAUGUGAUUUUAAAGCAAGUGCAAAGAUUAAUACAUGGUUCAGCAAUUCCAAAUUGAGCUUGGAAACGGUAUGCAGAUUAACUGCGUAUUAUAUUAUGUUGAGGCCUCCACGACAUGAAUUUUUAUGUACAGAACUGCAAAUUUCUGAACAUUCUAUAGUAGAUUGGAUUUCUUUUUGUCGAGAAGUUUGCAUCAAUUGGGCUGUAAGAAAUUCAACAAAACUUGGAGGACCCAACAUAAUAGUAGAAAUAGACGAAGCUAAGAUUGGCAAGAGAAAAAAUAACUGUGGCCGAAUUAUAGAGGGAAAAUGGAUCUUUGGUGGAUAUGAAAGAGAUACAGGAAAAUUUCUUGUACCUGUACCAGAUCGCACGCAAGAAACUCUUCUUCAAUUUAUUAAAGAGUGGAUCUUACCUGGAACGACAAUAAUGUCAGAUUGUUGGAAGUCCUACAACUGUUUAAACAGUGAAGGCUUCCAACAUCUGACUGUUAAUCAUUCGAUGAACUUUGUCGAUCCAGAUACUGGUAAAUAUAGACAUAUUAAAUAUGUAAUUAACAAAUUCAUAUGUAGACCAUAUUUCCUAUAUCACAAAACAUAUAAAUAUAUAAAAAUAUUAUUUUAUUAACAGGAGCCCACACUCAGCAUAUUGAACGCGUUUGGAGAGAAGUCAGAGCUAAUAUCCCACGAUUUGGAACACGCUCUGCACAUUUAGAGGGAUAUUUAGCUGAAUUUCUCUUCAAACGCGUUCAUAAAUAUGAAGACCGUUUAGCCGCUUUCUUCCGUGCGAUUGCAGAAUUAUAUCCACCAAAGAUCUGCAAUGAAGAUAAUUUAGAAAAUAAUUCUGAAUCUUAAGCUUAGCUAAUUUGCAUACGGUCUUCAAACUCAAUUUAGAAUUGCUGAACUAUGUAUUAAUUUUUGCACUUGCUUUAA
Molecule: messenger RNA, 1158 nt
Organism: Solenopsis invicta (red fire ant)
Lineage: Eukaryota; Metazoa; Arthropoda; Insecta; Hymenoptera; Formicidae
Exons: 2
Coding region: 32-853 (273 amino acids)
Source: RefSeq, a predicted model, not a curated record